Molecule: messenger RNA, 2901 nt
Organism: Pongo pygmaeus (Bornean orangutan)
Lineage: Eukaryota; Metazoa; Chordata; Mammalia; Primates; Hominidae
Gene: ADAD1
Product: adenosine deaminase domain containing 1
Exons: 12
Coding region: 1126-2856 (576 amino acids)
Biological process (GO): RNA processing; adenosine to inosine editing
Cellular component (GO): cytoplasm; nucleolus
Molecular function (GO): tRNA-specific adenosine deaminase activity; double-stranded RNA binding; adenosine deaminase activity
Source: RefSeq, a predicted model, not a curated record
GCAGCUUGCUCUGUUGCCCAGGCUGGAGUACAAUGGUAUGAUCUCGGCUCACUAAAACCUCCACCUCCUGGGUUCAAGCAAUUCUUCUGCCUCAGCCUCCUGAGUGGCAGGGAUUAGAGAAGCAUGACACCAUGCCUGGCUAAUUUUUGUAUUUUUAGUAGACAUGGGGUUUCACCGUAUUGGCCAGGCUGGUCUUGAACUCCUGACCUCAACUGAUCCAACUGCCUCAGCCUCCCAAAGUACUAGGAUUACAAGUGUGAGCCACUGCACCCGGACUUCUGUCAUAUUCUUGAUGUGAUUUGCAUUAUUAGUGUCAUCAAGAUUAUGGGUUACUUAAUUACAGCUACCAUAUGUGUAUAUCUCUAUUUAGCACCAAGCAAAGCAGCAUGGGCAAUAAUCCCUACUUAAAAUGUUUGGUGAUGUUGAACAUGUUUUAUCUUCUACAAAUCUUUUAGGAGUUCCCUUGCACCAUAAGGGCUUAUCUCCAAAGGCUCACCACCAUUCUACACAUUUGCUUUGAUGAAAGGGUUUGGUUUUGAUGGUAGACCUGAAUUUGGAUACCUGCUCCAAUAUAUGCUGAACAAGACUUUGACAAUAAAUAGUUAAAAUAUACUUCACAAAGCAGAUGUACAGUUUCCAUAAAGUAAUAGCUAAAAAAAAAUGGUAGUUCCCUUUCCUCAUCCUAUCUUGCAGCAGUGCCAGAAUUAGGGUGAAGAGAUUAGGGUGUUAUAUCAUUCUUUGUAAAUGUAUCCAUUGAGUAUUGUAGGGAUUUGAGAUCCAACAUCAUUCAUUUAAAAACCUAUGAACAGAAGACUUAAAGUUUCAGUUUGGAAUUAGUACAAGUGCAGGGUUAAAUGGUAUCUUUAUUUGAAAUUUUGACAUAUUGUUAAACUUUUGGCAAUAAUUUUGAUUUUUUAAAAUACUGCAAUAAAAUAUUUAUCUAAAUUACUGAGUUUUUUGAUGCACCCUUCAAGGUUGAGCAUGAGGUGAAUGUCUCACUCCUCCACCCCAGUAAGUGACUCUGACUUAAAGGAUGAUGCCAGCAGGAAUGCAUUCCUUUAGAACAAACAGCCCAGUGGAUGAAACAGGGUCAGAAAAAUUUUAUCGUGACCUCUAGGUGAGAAAAUGGCUAGCAACAAUCAUUGGUUUCAGAGUUCGCAGGUCCCCAGCUUUGCCCAGAUGCUGAAAAAGAACCUGCCAGUUCAACCAGCGACAAAGAUGAUAACUACACCCACAGGAUGUUCCUCAGAAAGUUACAGCCUGUCCAAGAUGGCAUCCAAGGUUACGCAAGUAACGGGUAAUUUUCCAGAACCGUUGCUUUCCAAGAAUCUUUCAUCUAUUUCAAAUCCUGUCCUUCCUCCAAAAAAAAUACCUAAGGAAUUUAUAAUGAAAUACAAACGUGGAGAAAUAAAUCCUGUGUCAGCCUUGCACCAGUUUGCACAAAUGCAGCGAGUUCAGCUUGACCUUAAGGAAACUGUGACAACAGGUAAUGUUAUGGGACCAUAUUUUGCCUUUUGUGCUGUGGUGGAUGGUAUUCAGUACAAGACUGGACUGGGACAAAAUAAAAAGGAGUCUAGAUCCAAUGCAGCAAAAUUAGCUCUUGAUGAGCUUCUACAACUGGAUGAACCUGAACCACGAAUUUUAGAAACAUCAGGUCCUCCUCCUUUCCCUGCAGAACCUGUUGUUUUACCUGAACCAGCAUAUGUUUCAAAAGUACAUUAUGAAGGGAGACAUAUUCAAUAUGCAAAGAUUUCACAGAUCGUUAAAGAAACAUUUAAUCAACUAAUUUCUAAUCGUUCAGAAUACCUGAAAUAUAGCAGUUCAUUGGCUGCUUUUAUAAUUGAAAGAGCUGGACAACAUGAGGUUGUAGCUAUAGGCACAGGUGAAUACAAUUACAGCCAGGACAUUAAGCCAAAUGGAAGAGUAUUGCAUGACACUCAUGCUGUUGUUACAGCAAGAAGGUCUCUUCUUAGGUACUUUUAUAGACAACUUCUGCUCUUCUACAGCAAAAAUCCUGCUAUGAUGGAAAAAUCAAUAUUUUGUACAGAACCAACUUCUAAUCUACUCACUCUUAAACAGAAUAUCAACAUUUGCCUUUACAUGAACCAGUUGCCUAAAGGAUCGGCCCAGAUUAAGUCACAGUUACGUCUUAAUCCACAUUCUAUAUCUGCAUUUGAAGCCAAUGAAGAACUCUGUCUCCACGUGGCCGUUGAAGGCAAAAUUUAUCUGACUGUUUACUGUCCUAAAGAUGGUGUUAAUAGAAUAAGCAGUAUGUCCUCAAGUGACAAAUUGACCAGAUGGGAAGUACUUGGUGUACAGGGAGCAUUGCUGAGUCAUUUUAUACAGCCAGUUUACAUCAGCAGUAUACUUGUUGGUGAUGGGAAUUGCAGUGAUACCAGAGGCUUAGAAAUCGCUAUAAAGCAACGUGUUGAUGAUGCACUCACUUCAAAACUUCCAAUGUUUUACUUAGUCAACAGACCUCAUAUUAGUUUAGUACCCUCUGCAUAUCCACUUCAAAUGAACUUGGAAUAUAAAUUUUUGAGUCUGAAUUGGGCACAAGGAGAUGUUUCUUUGGAGAUUGUGGAUGGCCUGAGUGGGAAGAUCACUAAAAGUUCCCCAUUUAAAAGUGGUAUGUCAAUGGCAAGUCGGCUUUGUAAGGCUGCAAUGUUAAGUCGGUUUAACCUGCUUGCCAAAGAAGCAAAAAAAGAAUUACUUGAAGCUGGUACAUAUCAUGCAGCUAAGUGUAUGUCUGCCUCCUAUCAAGAAGCUAAAUGUAAGUUGAAAUCCUACUUACAACAACAUGGCUAUGGAUCCUGGAUUGUGAAAUCUCCCUGCAUAGAGCAAUUUAACAUGUGAAAUAGGCAAUCCCUUAUCACAUUAAAAAUCUUGUAUUGUUUGGUG